This is a messenger RNA of Moesziomyces aphidis, 4245 nucleotides long. The record is from the annotation of a GenBank genome assembly. NCBI's taxonomy places the organism in Eukaryota, Fungi, Basidiomycota, Ustilaginomycetes, Ustilaginales, Ustilaginaceae.
AUGACCUCUCACGACCACUCCAGCAUGUCCGGCAUGUCAGGCAUGUCAGGCAUGUCAGGCAUGUCCGGAAUGGACGGAUCUUCCAGCGCAUGCUCCAUGAACAUGCUUGGCAACUGGCAGACCAUCAACACUUGUGUCCUCACAUCGUCGUGGCACAUCAGAACGGAGGCCCAAUUUGCCGGGACGUGCAUCGGCGUGUUUCUGAUCGUCUUCCUCAUCGAGACGGUGCGAAGAUGGAGCCGCGAGUUCGACCGAUGGAUCUUGGAGCGCGCCAUGGUACAGAGGAGGGAGGCCCGUCGCCGCACGCAGCAACUCAAAACAGAGAUGGCCUCGCGUCUUGCCGACGCCGAUCCAUUGCAGGACCGAUCGACCAUGAAGCAGAAGCUGGAACAGCUCGACAGCAUCUUCUUCGGCAUCCCGCAAGACAGGUCCGGAUGCCGCCAAGCGGCACUCGACUCGAUGCGCUUCCGUCCGCAGAUGUGGCAGCAACUGCUGCGCUCGCUUUUGUACGGUGUGCAGUUCACUGGCGCUUAUUUGAUCAUGCUGAUCGCCAUGACGUUCAACGGCUACAUCAUCAUCGCGAUUGUGCUGGGAGGCAUUUUUGGUCACUUCUUCUCGACGUGGGAUACCCUGGGGUCUUCGCAUGUGGUUGACAUCGACACGCUCGGCCUGCCAUCGGAAGGCGGAGCUGUCGUUGCGCAGUCGGACGAUGCGGCAGCUCCGUGCUGCCAAACCGGAGCUGGCAAGGACUCUGCGAGCCUGUCGAGCGUCUCGGACGAGGCGAGUCACGCCAAGCAGCAUGUCGUCGCGCUACCGCAGCAUGGUUACGGCUCGGGCGCCUGUUGCUGUCUGUUGCAGUGCCACUUGCAUCCAGAGCCACGAGCCGAGCCGAGCCGAUCACAGAACGACUCGUUGCUCAAGGACGAGGAACGCGUGCGUUUGGCUGCACGUCCCCUUGGCUGGGCGCGCGUGUGUUCGGCAGAGGGGCGAGAGGCGCCGCCAACCAACACUGAAAUUCGCAGAGCCAAGGGCGAGGCGCUCAGGUCGCCGUGUCUCACUCUUGGCUUUCCGACCUCUGAGAGUGUCAUGGUCUCUUCCACUCCCUCUCCUCCAGCUGCGGCUGCUGCUGCGGCGUCGACAUCGGCUUCGGCAUCACCAUCGAGCGAAGCGGUUGAUAACAAGACCGAUGUGGCGCCGUCAGCUGAAAGCAGCGAACGCACCGAGCCGAGCGCGACCCUUCACAGCUCGGAAGGCACGGAUCAGGCGCUUGGCGACGCAAGUAAGACAUGCUCACCGUCGAAAGAGGCGCUCGCUGAUGCGAUAGAUAAACUCGCUGUGAACGAGUCAGACCCGGCCGUCGGGGGAUCCGAAGCAGCAGCCACUGCAGACAGCGAACAGGUCUCGGACUCAGCACCACAGCUCGAACACCAAGCAUCGGAAGACACCGACAGAGGAGGCGGCCCGGCUGAGAACAGCUCCACCGAUGUCAUGCAAGCGGAAGAUACCGUCGACACACCCAUCACCGCCGACAAACCUCACGCAACGGCCAGCGCUGCCGACAACGAUGCGAAGACCAGCUCGCCGACACAACAGCCAGACGAAGAUACGCACGCGGAUGCGCCGACCACAUCUGCACCUUCUGCGUCGACAGUGGUUGAAGACGAUGCAGCCGAGGUCGAGGAGCAAGCGAAACUCGCCGAGACCUCAACAGAAGCAUCGGCUGGAGCCGAGAAAGGAUCAUUCUCUUCAGCCCAGGCAAGCUCGCCACCUCCAGCGCCAUUCGAAAAGGACACCCCUCCAGCUCCGGCUUCGAAAGAAGCGGCACAGAUGUCGGUGGAGGACGCGGUCACAGAUGUGGCCUCCCCUUCGACGCCGGCAGCGGCCGGGAUCGGACGAUCGGAGAGAGCAGCGCUAGCAGACCCCGAGAGUGUGGCAGCCGUUGCGCAUGCCUUCGGUCGCGAUUCUCCAGCGCUGCGCUCGUCAACAGACACGCCGAAGCGUGUGGCAACGCCAGUCGAGCCGACGAGCAUCAGCAAGCCCUCGCAAAGCAGCGGCGCCGACGCCGAUGCGGCCAAAAGCACAGCCACAGAACCAUCAGACCAACCGCAGCCCGCUCGAGCUCCGCGUCCUGACCCCGAUGCCGAGUCCGAAAAGACUCCGAGUCAGGACAGCAGCGCCUCGCGCGGCGGCAUCAGGAUCGGCAAGGGACCACCCCCUGCCACUCAGGCAAGCGAAGAAGUGCCGUUCGACUUCAAUCGCUUCUUGGAGCAGAUGAAACAUCGCAGCGCUCAGCCCGUCGCCGAGUACGUCCGCAGCUUCAUCAAAGGAUUCGCAAAGAAGCCGUACCGCACGCAGGACCAGAUCAAGCUCAUCUUUGACUUUCUCGACUUCAUCGCCGCGAGGAUGCGCGAAUGCGAUGUGUGGAGAAACCUUGGCGAGACGGACUUCGAGAAUGCCAAGGAGGCCAUGGAGAAGCUUGUGAUGAACCGCCUCUAUCCGUACACCUUUACGCCUGCGGUGCACAAGGAGGGUCGCUGGGCGGUCCAGACCGACGACCUGGAGCGCGACCGGGUGCUGCAGCAGCGCAUCGCCCUAUUCGGCUGGCUCAAGGAGGAGCACCUCGAUGUGCCUGUCGGCGACCACUCGCGCGGCUUUAUCGAGUUCUCGAUCCAGGAGCUCCUCAAGAUCAACCAUUACAAGGCACCCCGCGACAAGCUCAUCUGCAUCCUCAAUUGCUGCAAGGUCAUCUUUGGCAUGAUCCGCCACCUGUCGACGCAGGAGAAUGCAGACACAUUCAUCCCCGUGCUCAUCUUUGUCGUCCUCAAGGCGAAUCCGGAGCACCUCAUCUCCAACGUCGAGUACAUCAGCCGCUUCCGCAAUCCGGACCGCCUCUCGAGCGAGUCGGGCUACUAUCUGUCGAGCUUGAUGGGAGCGAUCGCUUUUAUCGAGACCAUGGACUACACGUCGUUGAGCAACAUCACGCAGGACGAGUUCGAGAAGCGAGUCGAGGAGGCCGUCUCUUCGCUACCGGAGCCCGAGCCGUCGGCCGCUGUGUUGGAUUCGUCUCUGCGCGCCCAGCCGUCGACGCCGCCACCAAGAGGCCUGCAGCCCGGCUUUGGCAACUCCGAGCAUCAACGCAGCGUGAGCGGGGUCAGCGUUUCGGCGCCGUCGGGACCAGGCGAAGAGGCUGCCAAGGCGCUUCCGUUCACGCCGAUGGCUGCCUCGCUCGCCGACGACACGCGCGCCUUCUUCCUGCGAACCGGCGAAGCGGCGCGCACGGGUCUCAGUCGACCGAUGGGCGCGCUGGGCCGACUGAUCAAUGAAGGAAUCGAGGGUAUCCGAACGCCCAGCAGCAGCAACAACGAGAGCGGCGCAUCGACCGAGAGGCACAACUCACCAGCUCCGGGCUCUGGACCCAGCUCUGCAGGUAUGACGCAGUCGACGUCGCGAUCCAAGCUUUUUGGCGGGCUGUUCGGAUCGCUCGACACCUCGGAAGCUGCGGCUCAGGAGCGUGCACGCUCGGCGGGCUAUCCCGGUCAGCAGGGAGGACGACGUCCGGCGACGCUUCUCGACGACGAACCACAGACGCCUUCGACGGGCGACCUUGCGCAGGAUGGCUUCCAUCCGUACCAAGCCGGCGGCGCAGGAGGUGUGCUGGGUGCACCGCCUCGACUGGUGGCGCGGCCCAACAUGCCGCAGCGCAACUACUCGAUCGACGAAGCCAUGUUUGACGACGAGUCGGCGGGCCGACGCAACCUGAUGGCCGCUUCCGCGGGCUCGCGAGCGGGUCGGAACGACGUCGACUACUUGGAUUCCGACGAUGAAGAGGACCGGAUGGGCGGAUCUCACGCGGACCGUGGAGCGCCCAAUGCGGCCGCCGCCGAGUACAUGCGUCGUCGGAUGCAGAUGCAGCAAGACUUUGGCACGGGCGUCAGCGCUGAGUUGCCGUCGACGCCGUCUCGCCGCGCGGGAUACGAAGGCAUGGACCCGAGUCAGCUUCAGCCUGGCCGACGCGAGGAGGUGGCCAUGGAGCAUGCGCAGACCGAGCAGGCGAUCCAGCGCUCGCUCAUGGAUCAGAAUCGGCUCGAGGCGAUGCAGGCGGACGAGGCAGCGCAGAACUCGGCGAGCAUGGAGACGCUCAAGUCGAUUUUCCCCAGCAUGGACGACGCCUUGAUCCAGAUGGUGCUGCAGGGCUGCGAAAACAACGUCGAGACGGCCAUCGACCGGCUGCUCGAGAUGCAGUGA